CUACGAGACAGAAACGCUGUUCAAUAGUGACAACCAUUUCAAGGUUAAUGCAUCGCAGUGGGCUUCAGUCAUUUAGGCGAAUAGGCUAACACUUAGCGCUAAUGUUUAUUAUUACGCAAAUUGAAGAUCAAAUACGAGUACUGCCACAGGACCUCACCAAGACACCAGUAGACGCCGUCACAGCUGUCAUUGAGCAGCGCUUCGUCGAUAAAGUCAUUCCCAACCUAGGGCUUGUUGUUACCAUCUACGACGUGCUAAACAUUGAAGGAGGCUUUGUCUACCCAAACGACGGUGCAGCCUUCUUUAAGGUCCAAUUUCGCGUCGUCGUGUUCCGCCCUUUUGUUGGCGAAAUCAUCGUUGGCAAGUUAAAAUCGUGCUCAAGGGAGGGGCUUCGUGUAUCUCUAGACUUCUUCGAGGAUGUCAUAAUCCCGGAGCACGCUCUGCAAGACCCCUCUUUUUAUGAUGAGGCUGAGCGGCUCUGGGUAUGGAAGUUUGACGGGAACGACAUGUACAUGGACCUGAAUGAGCCCAUCCGGUUCCGGGUGCACAGUGUCAAGUUCUCUGCCCCGCCGACUCCACUGCAGCUACAAAACGCUACCGGGGACGACAAGCUGCUAGGCACUGCAGCAAAGCCCUUCUCCCCCAUGGUAGUCAUGGGCGACAUCAACGGCGACGGCCUGGGCCUCACGACCUGGUGGUCCGGCUAAGUCGGCCAUACUCGCUCCCAACAGGGGCCGACAAGGCAGUGGCUUUGCACAGGCAGGGGCCCCCCGACAGGAGCAGAAGCCAUGCAACCCCCACACGGCACAUCAACAUGUUGCGAGCCGUGCGUGUCUUGGG
Astrephomene gubernaculifera is the source of this 840-nucleotide messenger RNA. NCBI's taxonomy places the organism in Eukaryota, Viridiplantae, Chlorophyta, Chlorophyceae, Chlamydomonadales, Astrephomenaceae. The record is from the annotation of a GenBank genome assembly.